Thermothelomyces thermophilus ATCC 42464 is the source of this 1727-nucleotide messenger RNA. RefSeq names its product cytochrome P450-like protein. Gene Ontology annotation, molecular function: oxidoreductase activity, acting on paired donors, with incorporation or reduction of molecular oxygen; iron ion binding; heme binding. The record is from RefSeq and is a predicted model, not a curated record. The coding region runs from base 1 to 1617 and encodes 538 amino acids. Lineage: Eukaryota; Fungi; Ascomycota; Sordariomycetes; Sordariales; Chaetomiaceae. The transcript has 4 exons.
AUGAUAACAGACCAGAUAGCACGUGUCCUCAGCCAGCACUGGCCUUCCAUCCUAGUCACCGUCGUCGUCGCCUGGCUGGUGAGGAACAGGUACCACAAUGGGUUGAACAAGUAUCCAGGGCCGUUCCUGGCCUCCUUGACGGACUGGUGGAGGUUCUUUGAUGUGUACGGGCGCCGGCCGGAGAGGUCGCACAUUGCGCUCCAUAAGAAAUACGGCCCGGUCGUCCGUCUCGGACCAAACGCUCUGUCGUUUUCCGACCCAGAGGCGCUCAAGACGAUUUACGGUCUCAACAAGGGCUUCAUCAAGUCCGACUUCUAUGUCGUCCAGCAGUCGGUGGUCAAAGGCCACAGCCUGCCGUCGCUCUUUAGCACCACCGAUAAUGACUUCCACAUGCAGUUCCGCCGCUGCGUCAACUCGGCCUUUGCCAUGUCCGCCCUGGUGCAGUACGAGCCGUUUGUUGACAACACGACCAAGCUGUUCCUCAAGCAGACCGAGCGCUUGUACAUCGACAAGUCGGAGCCCUGCGACUUUACCCGCUGGCUGCAGUUUUACGCUUUCGAUGUCAUUGGCGAGAUCACGUAUAGCAAACGGCACGGCUUCAUUGAGAGGAACGAAGAUGUCGACGGCAUCGUGGCCUAUCUGACCAAACUGUUCCUCUACGUGGCCCCCGUUGGCCAAAUCCCUAUCCUGGACCGCUUCUUCCUCAAGAACCCCAUCUACCUCAAGCUUUCCGAAUGGGGCAUCCUCGACGCCACCUUCCCCGUGGCCAAGUUCGCCCGCGCCCGCAUGGCCGAACGGCUGCCCGAGCUCGAAAAGGGCGAGCCCGUCCUGCCCACUUCGGAGAAGCCGACGGUCAAGUCGCCGGACCUCCUCUCCAAGUUCCUGGCCGCGCGCGAGGCCCGUCCGGACUUCAUGACGGACACGCUGGUGCAGACCAUGGCGGUGAGCAUGGCGUUUGCCGGCUCCGAGACGACGGCCAUCUCGCUCUCGGCCGUCUUCUACUUCCUCCUCAAGAACCCGCCCGCGCUGGAGCGCCUGCGCCGCGAGAUCGACGACGCCGCCCGCGAGGGCCGCUUCAGCGACUACGAGACCGGCCUCGUCACCUGGCAGGAGAGCCAGACCCUGCCCUACCUCGACAUGUGCAUCAAGGAGGCCUUCCGGCUGCACCCCGCCCCGGGCCUGCCCAUGGAGCGCGUCGUGCCCCCCGGCGGCAUCGAGAUCGCCGGCCGGAGGAUCGAGGGCGGCACCAUCGUCGGCUGCUCCGCCUGGGUCAUCCACCGGGACCCGGCCAUCUUCGGCGACGACGUGGACGCGUACCGGCCCGAGCGGUGGGAGGUCAAGGGGGAAGGCGACGAGGCCAGGGUCAAGGUCAUGAACGGGACCAUGCUGCAGUUCGGCAUGGGCAGCCGCACGUGCAUCGGGAAGAACAUUAGCCUGUUGGAGAUUUACAAGCUGGUCCCGACCAUGUUGCGACGCUUUGAGAUUCGCUUCGACGAUCCCAACUCGGAGUGGGAGAUUGUCAAUGCCUGGUUUGUCAAGCAGAAAAACUUCAUCACGCGGUUCAGCCUGCGGGAUAUCGUCAUGCCCGAGAAGGGGGUCAAGGCUGCGGAGAAGUAGGAGCUUUGUUGCAAGCAUUGAGCGCCUUGUUGGGUUCUGGCUUAGAUGGCGUUGGUGUCGGUGACCUGAUAAUUGCUGUUUCCCGAGUAAUCGUAUUUCUUGUGCUGUUG